AUGAUGCAAAUUGUUACUGCUCAUAAAUGUGGAGCUGAUGUGAGUUGUAUUCAAGAAGGUCUUGUACCUACCAAAUAUUUUGAAAAAACUACUCAUAUGGUCAAAUCUGCUUCUGGACAUGCUUUAGAUAUAAAGUAUAAAUUGCCUAAUACGCGUAUUUGCCAAAAUAAACUACAGCUUCCAUUGAAGAAGACUCUAAAAGGGUCAGAAAAUUACGGUAUAUGGAGAAGAUCGAUGACAAUAACAUUACAGGCGAAAAGGAAAUUAGGUUUUAUAUCAGGUGCUUGCAAGAAGGAUUCAGUACGUGAUGAGCAUCACGAACACUGGGAGACCUACAAUGCGUUGGUUCUUUCAUGGAUUAUGAAUACAGUCGCACCUUCACUUCUUAGUGGAUUUGUAUAUGCCUCGAAUGUUUUUUUAGUCUGGGCAGACUUGAAAGAGAGGUUUGAUAAGGUCAAUCGAAUGAGGAUCUAUCAGUUGCAUAUUGAGAUCAAUUCAAUUAAUCAGGGAACAAGUACUGUGGCUGAAUAUUUCACGAGGUUGAAGGAAUUAUGGUCUGAGUUUGAUGCAGUGGUUCAUUCCCCUGAUUGUGGUUGUGUUAAAGCUUAUACUUUGAUCAUUGAGGAUGAAUGCCAGAAAGGAUCUAUCCUGAACACUGCACCUCACUCAAAUGCUGGAGGUAAUGAUAUCACUACUUUAUGGAGUGCACGAGGGCUACCACAAAAUCAUAAGAAACCACAUAAUGAGUAUUGGAAUGAGAAGUGUGAUUUUUGCAAAAUUAAGGGUCAUAUCAAGGCAAAUUGUUAUAGGCUUAUUGGAUAUCCACCAAAUUACAAAGACAGGAAGAAAGAGGGUAUUGCAGCAAAUAGUUCUUCCUUAGGUGAUGAUUCAUCUCAUAGUAAGGACAAUUAUGAUCAGUAUUCCGGGGUUCCUUACCAACAAACUUGGAGUCCAUAUGGUUCUAAUGGGAUUAGAAUGCAUUAG
This is a messenger RNA of Solanum stenotomum, 984 nucleotides long. RefSeq lists its product as uncharacterized. NCBI's taxonomy places the organism in Eukaryota, Viridiplantae, Streptophyta, Magnoliopsida, Solanales, Solanaceae. The transcript is spliced from 5 exons. The coding region runs from base 1 to 984 and encodes 327 amino acids. The record is from RefSeq and is a predicted model, not a curated record.